UUUGGGUUCUACCCUCUCUUAUUUCCUCCCUCCCUGUCCCUGCGCCGCCGCCCCCGGUCCGUUGUAGCCGAAGCAGCUUGCGCCGCCUCCUCCGUCGCCGCCGCCUCCCCCUACCCCCAUCGCCAACAGCCCAAGAAAGCAUGGACACCCAGGUGAAGCUCGCAGUGGUGGUCAAGGUGAUGGGCCGCACCGGGUCGAGGGGUCAGGUGACCCAGGUGAGAGUCAAGUUCCUGGAUGACCAGAACCGUCUCAUCAUGAGGAACGUCAAGGGGCCUGUCCGGGAGGGCGACAUCCUCACCCUGCUCGAGUCUGAGCGGGAGGCCAGGAGGCUGCGCUAAGCACUUUCUUUCUUCACCUGUCUGUCUUCGGAAGUACUCCUGAAAUGAUGUGCUGUUACCUUCUUACUCUACUGCUUUCGUCUUUUGCCUUGGCUAUGGAGAUGUAAUGAGUUUCCUUCUGUUGCCGAAAUUAAAAUGCACUUGAUGUUAUUGUUGCACACCUCUGGGUAAUGUGAAUCGACUAUAUUGGAUCC
Messenger RNA from Triticum aestivum (bread wheat), 532 nucleotides. RefSeq names its product 40S ribosomal protein S28. Gene Ontology annotation, cellular component: ribosome; cytosolic small ribosomal subunit. Bases 141 to 338 code for a protein of 65 amino acids. Gene Ontology annotation, biological process: maturation of SSU-rRNA; ribosomal small subunit assembly; translation. The transcript is spliced from 2 exons. Gene Ontology annotation, molecular function: structural constituent of ribosome. The record is from RefSeq and is a predicted model, not a curated record. NCBI's taxonomy places the organism in Eukaryota, Viridiplantae, Streptophyta, Magnoliopsida, Poales, Poaceae.